Aplosporella prunicola CBS 121167 is the source of this 729-nucleotide messenger RNA. RefSeq lists its product as uncharacterized. The transcript has a single exon. Bases 77 to 457 code for a protein of 126 amino acids. The record is from RefSeq and is a predicted model, not a curated record. NCBI's taxonomy places the organism in Eukaryota, Fungi, Ascomycota, Dothideomycetes, Botryosphaeriales, Aplosporellaceae.
UUCGCGCGUGCAUCAGCUCGCUUCCCAGGAGGAUUUGCGCUGACUCAGGCCGGCAUGAUUGGAGACUUGCGCCGGGAUGCUCGAUCGCCGUCCGGGUAUGUGCUUAACGGCCGGAACUUGGCAGGGUCACUCCGGCAUCGCCCAAACACCACUACCAACCAUCUCUCCCACCGCGACCACCGCAACCCACCCUGCACCGCCGCAAUCGCGCAAUGAGAAAAAAAGGAACAACGGGGAAGACGCGCCGCUUGGCCCGUGGCGCCUGCGUGGCUGCCAGCGCCGCGCCGCACGUCAGCAAUCCCCAUCUACCAACACACCACGCGCACGGCCCCGGCCUCUACUCUGCUGUACAUAUUGCCGUUGUAGGCCACCACCCGCCCCCCGAAUCAACGGUUCGGGAUCAGGGGGGGGCUUUUCCUCGGCUGAUCUGCUGCAUACGAGAUUAUCGCGUACAUGACUUGGGAUGAGAGCUGCUUCAGAAAAAAUCCCAGGAACCAGGAGGACUGCCUCACAUGGCGGUGUCCUGUCCUGACAUCUGCGGACUCUCUACUGGUCGGCGCUUGCGUCGCGCGUGACACGGCGACUCGAUUGCACGACUGCCCUCUAGCGGACGCCAUGGCGGCCGACGUUCGCUGCUCCCCCUCGAUCGCCGUGAUCCCUGUAGCGGCAUGUCUUAAGACUGUCCCGAUCUCAUCAAAUCAGGACGACUCGUGUCAGGGACGAGGGCAU